AUGAUUAUUGGAGGAAACGACGUGGCAGAAAUCACUAUCGCGGCGUCAAAGAAAACCAAUAUGUCGGUGUCUCGAGAGAAAAGGUCUAGGGAUUACUUACGCAGCGAAGCGAUCACCUUUAACCACGAGGAUGCUGAGGAUAUUGUCUAUCCGUAUAAUUUCGCGCUGGUAAUUUAUGUUAACAUCAAUAAGUUUCUUGAUAAAUGUAUUUUGAUUGAUCCAGGUAGCUCAGCCAAUAUAAUCCGAUGGAAGGUGAUAGAACAAAUGGCUUUACUCGAUCAAAUUGUUCCGGCAGUUCGAGUUUUGAAUGGCUUUAACAUGUCGAGUGAAACUAGAAAAGGAGAAAUCAUUCUCCCGGUUGAUGUGGCAGGAAUGUUGCGAUUGAUGAAGUUUCAUGUCAUAGAUGGGGUAAUGAGAUAUAACGCGUUAUUUGGUAGGCCAUGGAUACAUGAUAUGGAGGUUGCGCCAUCAACUCUGCAUAUGACGCUAAAGUUUCCAACUCCGAAAUGUAUUAAAGAAAUUCGAGGAUGA
Messenger RNA from Lycium ferocissimum, 531 nucleotides. RefSeq lists its product as uncharacterized. Lineage: Eukaryota; Viridiplantae; Streptophyta; Magnoliopsida; Solanales; Solanaceae. Bases 1 to 531 code for a protein of 176 amino acids. The record is from RefSeq and is a predicted model, not a curated record. The transcript has a single exon.